AUGGCAUCGCCAGCAGAACUAAGCAUGUAUUUCAAACCUCAUAGCUAUUCCAUGCUGCUGAAAUCAUUUGGAGUUCAAACUGAUCAGACCUACAAGCUCGAAGAGUUCCUUUCUCGCUUAGAGGAAGAACGUCUCAAGAUUGACGCCUUCAAGCGCGAGCUUCCUCUCUGCAUGCAACUCCUCACCAACGCCGUGGAGCAUUCAAGAAUGCAACUUCAUGCCUUCAGAUCAAAUCAAGGCGAAAGGCCAGUUCUGGAAGAAUUCAUACCAAUAAAGCAUUCAAACUCCCAAGAACGCACUGAGAUGGCAUCAAACAUAUCGGAUAAGGUGAAUUGGAUGACAUCUGCCCAAUUAUGGGGCCAAGCAAGCGAAGAAACCAAACCACAAUCCGCAAUUACAAUCCCUAAAGAAGCUGAUAUUGGCUUCAGCAUAAGCCCUAAGCUAACUCUAGACAACAAACAUAGGAAUGGUGGAGCCUUUUCACCAUUCUCAAGAGAACGAAACUCCUCCCAAGUAUUACGGGUUCUUCCUGAGUUGUCCCUUGCCUCUUCUGAGAAAGAAAUUGAGGAGAAGAAAUGCGAAAAGACAGAAAAUUUUGGAGUGGUUGUAGAUCAAGGGAAAGUUGCUGCAGUUUCAUCUGAGGCAAAAACAAACACCACCACCACGACUAGCCAAACUCAUAGGAAAACAAGAAGGUGCUGGUCACCAGACUUGCACCGUCGAUUUGUUAAUGCUCUUCAAACGCUCGGUGGAUCUCAAGUGGCAACCCCAAAACAUAUAAGGGAGUUGAUGAAGGUUCAUGGUUUGACAAAUGAUGAAGUUAAAAGUCAUCUCAAGAAAUAUAGGCUUCACACUAGAAGACUAAGUCCAAGCUUACAAACAGGAGCACCCACACCCCAGCUCGUAGUCCUAGGAGGAAUUUGGGUCCCACCAGAAUAUGCCACGGCGGCAGCAGCAGGCACCUCCGCCCUCUAUGCCCUGCACCCGCCGCCACCGCUCUACUGUGCGGCCACCCCAGUACCCCAACAAUUCUACACUGCUGCGCCGUCGCAGUCUGCACUGGCGCCACCUCCACACCACCACGCCCUCCACCAUCACCUUCACCUGUAUAAGACUGCGCCGCAUCCUGAAAGCUCUCCAGAAUCCGACGGCGGCAACCGGUCAGAGAGCAUAGAGGAUGGGAAGUCAGAGAGUAGCAGCUGGAAGGACGAGAGUGGAGAGAACAAAGGAAAGAUAAAGGGGUUGGCUGCACUUAGAGAAGAAGGGGAAGAGAGCACCGGGAGUGAGAUCACUCUGAAAUUCUAG
Gastrolobium bilobum is the source of this 1305-nucleotide messenger RNA. Its product is annotated as myb family transcription factor EFM-like. The record is from RefSeq and is a predicted model, not a curated record. Gene Ontology annotation, molecular function: DNA-binding transcription factor activity; DNA binding. The transcript has 5 exons. The coding region runs from base 1 to 1305 and encodes 434 amino acids. NCBI's taxonomy places the organism in Eukaryota, Viridiplantae, Streptophyta, Magnoliopsida, Fabales, Fabaceae. Gene Ontology annotation, biological process: regulation of DNA-templated transcription.